AUGGAUGUCCCCGGCAUCGCAAUGAUUACUGGUGCCGCAUCAGGCAUCGGGCGAGCCUGCGCGAAAGUUUUUGCCAAAGAAGGCGUAUCCGGACUAGCCCUGCUGGACCUGACUGAAGAAACUCUGCUAGCCGUCAAAUCUGAAAUCCAAGAGUUACAGCGAACCCUCGGCCAGACCAACCCCUGCCGAAUCGAGACCUACCCAACCAACGUCGCCGACGAAGCUCGCGUCAACGAGGUUAUCGAAACUGCUGCGCAGACAUUUGGCCGCCUCGAUUAUGUCGUCAACGCAGCGGGUAUUGCAAUGAAACACCAAGGUGGUGCAGCCUUCGCGGAAACCGCGGAUUGGGAGCGAAUUCUAGACGUCAAUCUCACGGGGACAUUCUUCGUUCUCCGCGCUGCAGCAAGAAUUAUGCUGAAGCAAGAACCUAUCAAAUCCAGCAUCGAUGGUCGAUCCUUGCAACGGGGCUCUAUCGUGAACUUUUCCUCGAUUCAGGGUAUCGUGGGUAUUCCCUUGUCGACUGCGUAUACUGUGACCAAACAUGCCGUAAUUGGGUUGACGAGAACGGCUUCGGAGGACUAUGCAAAGGAUGGAUUGAGGAUUAACGCUAUUUGCCCUGGAUAUACGGAGACGCCUCUCACGACCAAGUCACCGGCUAUCCUGCAGGCCAUGGUGGAGCGUGUCGCGACCGCAGUGCCGAUGGAGCGAAUGGGCCGGCCGGAGGAGAUUGUGGAUGGAGUUUUGUAUCUCGCAGGAGGUCGGAGUUCUUUUGUAACGGGGACUGCUCUGAUGGUUGACGGCGGAUAUACGCAGCGAUAA
Penicillium brasilianum is the source of this 819-nucleotide messenger RNA. The record is from the annotation of a GenBank genome assembly. NCBI's taxonomy places the organism in Eukaryota, Fungi, Ascomycota, Eurotiomycetes, Eurotiales, Aspergillaceae.